Molecule: messenger RNA, 3094 nt
Organism: Hemicordylus capensis (graceful crag lizard)
Lineage: Eukaryota; Metazoa; Chordata; Lepidosauria; Squamata; Cordylidae
Gene: PAIP1
Product: poly(A) binding protein interacting protein 1
Exons: 11
Coding region: 313-1704 (463 amino acids)
Biological process (GO): regulation of translational initiation
Molecular function (GO): protein binding; RNA binding; translation activator activity
Source: RefSeq, a predicted model, not a curated record
AUCCCCCGGGUUGCUAUGGUGGCGCAGCAGCGAGGAAAGGCCUCCGCGGCGUUGUGGGGCGCUGUGAGCAAAGCCGAGGGACGCCACAAAGGUUAAGCGUGUGUGCACGGCUUGCUUUUCUGCAGGCUUUAAAAAAAAAUAUUUAAAUUAUUAUUAUGAGAAAGAGCGAGCAGUGGUGGGAGCGGCACUGAAAGCGCAGCGGAUUCGGGGUGGCCGCCGGCGCCGGGUCAAGCAGCGGCUGGGGAACCCGCCGCCGGGCCCAGGGCGGCGACUCCGUCCCCCUCAUGAGGAACAGGAAGGCUUGAGGCCGACAUGUCCGACAACGGCUUCGAUCGGGCUCCCGGCGCGGGCCGGGGCCGAGGAGGCGGCGGCGCUUUGGCUCCUGAGAGCGGGGCCCGCUCGGGGAUGGGCGGUGGAAGCGGCGGGGGCCUCGCGGCUCCGGAGCAGCUCCUCAAGCAGGGCUCCUUCGCCUGCCAUCAAGAGCCGCUUCGGCCGCCCAAGACGGCGCCUCCGGGAGCCAACGUCGCCUCAGAACAGGCAAGAACUACAUCUUUACCAGAAAAAAAUUGUUCAGGAUCAGCAAUGGCUAAACCUCAGGUGGUUGUGGCUCCAGUGGUAAUGUCAAAGCUGUCAGUGAAUGCACCUGAAUUUUAUCCCUCAGGAUAUACUCCUAAUCUUACUGAAUCUGCUCUUGAAGAUGGGUGUGAUGGAUAUCCCACUCUAACAGAAUACGUGCAGGAUUUUCUAAACCACCUUGCUGAACAACCAGCUUGUUUUGAAACUGAAAUAGCACAUUUUUCAGAAACGCUAAAUGGUUGCGUCACUACGGACGAAGCAUUACAAGAGCUUGUUAAACUCAUUUACCAACAGGCUACAUCUGUCCCAAAUUUUUCCUACAUGGGGGCAAGGUUGUGCAAUUAUCUUUCUCAUCAUCUCACCAUUACUCCACAAAGUGGCAACUUUAGACAAUUACUGCUGCGCAGGUGUCGAACAGAGUUCGAAAAUAGAGAAGAAGCAGCUAAAGGAGAUGAUGCUGCCCGGAAAAGAUUUCAUGCAUUUGUGCUAUUUUUAGCUGAACUUUAUCUAAAUCUGGAGAUUAAAGGAACUAAAGGUCAAGUAACCCGAGCAGAGAUUCUUCAGACUGGACUGCAUGAGUUAUUAAACACACUGUUUGCCAAUCCUCUGGACAGCAAUUUGAUCUGUGCAGUAAAGCUACUGAAAUUGACAGGGUCGGUGCUGGAAGAUGCAUGGAAAGAAAAAGGAAAGACUUACAUGGAUGACAUAAUACAGAACAUUGAAAAUGUUGUCUUGGAUGCAAGUUGCAGCAGAGAUGUUAAGCAGAUGCUUCUGAAACUAGUAGAACUGCGGUCAAGUAACUGGGGAAGAGUACAUAUAACUUCAACAUAUAGGGAAGCAACUCCAGAAAAUGAUCCUAACUACUUUAUGAACGAGCCAACAUUUUACACAUCUGAAGGUGUGCCUUUCACUGCAGCGGACCCCGACUAUCAAGAGAAGUAUCAAGAACUCCUUGAAAGACAAGAUUUGUUCCAAGACCAUGAAGAAAAUGGAACAGACUUAUCAGGAGCUGAAGAUCCGUAUUUGGAUGAUGAUGAUGAUGAUGAUGAUGAUGAUGAAAUGGAUCCAGAAAUUGAAGAAGCUUAUGAAAAAUUUUGCUUAGAAUCAGAACGCAAGAGGAAACAGUGAGGUGCUGCACAAUAAUAUUAUUUAAAACGAAAACAAAAAAACCAUAGGUAUGAAUAGCAAGUAGAAGGAAUGGAAAAUCUUUACUGUCCAUACCAAACAAAGGAAAUGAAGUUUCUCCAAGUAUGCAAGUUAUGCAAUUUCCAUUUUGUUAAACAAUCUGCCAAAAAAUUGUAAACUUAAACCCUGUAACUUAAACAAUGUGUAUAUAUCAUAGUUUAUUUUAUGUACAGUUUUGACUGGAACGGGCUUUAUUUGAAACAUGUCAACAUUAGUCUACAAAUUUGAGAGUUGACAAAUUAAAAAGCUACAUUGCUUUUGAAAGUAAAAGUCCCUUGAAUCAUAUAAUACAUUUUGACUUGUAUUUUGCCUCUUUUUGUAUAGGACAUAGCUGCUGUUCCAUAUUUUUAGGUUAACAAAACAGGCAGUUGAUCCUUUUAAUGUAUCACAAUCAUGUGCACUCUGCCCUGCCCUGCCCAAGAAAUUUUUUUAAAAACUACAAACAAGAACUGUUUUUCAAAUAGCUAGAUAAAACUGUUGGACAUUUUAGAUUUCAUGGAGGUUCUCUUCAGCUUGAACAAACUGAUUCAAUUCACUUGUCAGUUUAGUGAUUGGAAAUAUGCGAUGGACCCAUGUGCUCGCCUCCCGAAUCACACACUUGUUUCUUGAUUUCAUAGCCAGUUUGCCAUGAUGUCCAAAUUGAGGAGCUAUGGUUAGCACUAAAGAGGAUUUCUUCCAAAUCCAUAGUUGCAAACUCACUUUACUGGAGAGUCGGGGAGAAUGCAAGCCCACGGCGGCCAUAGUUUGGAGGACAGGGAAUAUGCUUCCUUUGCUGAGCCACUCCUUUCUCUCUCUUUUGUAUUCUUCAAAGAAAUAAACUACUUUUAGUUCCACUAGUUACACAAUAGUAUAUGUAGCUUUGAAAUGCAAUACUAAGAAUUAGCUGUUUUUGUCCUUCAGUUGGUAAUUUAUACAAGCGAUUGUAUAUUGUACCUAGAGUGAAGCUGUUCUUAUAUUGCAAAAAAAUUUAACCAAUUCUACAUAUUUCCAGUGGGUAUUGUCUGUUCCCUUUAAUCAUCUAUUUUGUCUCUGUAAAUUUUGCCCAGGAGACUUAUAAUUUUUUUCUCAUUUUAUAUUAAAUAGUUUAGAGCUUUUCCUAACACCAAAUGUAUGUAUUGAAUUCCCCAAGAAGUAGAUAAAAUAACUUAUGUAAAGACAACACAGGUUGUAAAUAUGCAUGUAAAUAGUGCUGUUUAAUAUUGCACUGUUAUAACUUGGUACAAUUUGUGUCUGUUAAUGCAAUUAGUAUCCACUUACAUUUUUUGGCUGAUCAUUUGUUUAGUUUUAGUUAACUCCAGGUUUUGGAAAAUAAACUGCUUUGUUUUGUUGGGUA